UAUAUUAGUAGUAUUAGCAGAGCUGAUAGAUUUGGAUCAGCUAUUCAAGAGGAAAUUAAGCUUUGGUGGUCAUAUGGCAGCAUUUCAGCAGUAUUUUGUGCAGAACUGGCAAUCAAUCCCCGCACAACCCACAGAAUCGGAAAAAACCUCUGCUUGCUUCGAUUGCAGCAUAUGCCUAGACUUCGCACGAGAUCCAGUAGUAACACUAUGCGGGCAUCUCUACUGUUGGCCUUGCAUAUACAAAUGGUUCGAUUCACAAAGAACUUCCCUUUCUUCAGAUGAGCUCCCUCAGUGCCCUGUUUGCAAAGCCGAAAUAUCUGAAAAAACGAUGGUGCCUUUAUAUGGCAGAGGGCAAUCCCUCUCUCAAUCGGAAAACGAGGGAAAAAUUAUACCACCUAGACCACCUGCCCGUGGCAUUAAGGGCCUCACAAACUUGAUCAUUCCUCAACGCCAAUUUCCAGCUCGCGAUUCUUAUCAGAGCCCACAUAAUUUUCAAAAUUCAUACAACAGUUACGAGGGAGAUUCGUCGCCACAGUUUGGUGAGAUGGUUUAUGCUCGAGUGUUUGGUAAUUCACAGAGUUUAUUCACGUACCCUAAUUCGUACAACUCGGUUGUGAGUAGGACACCGAGGCUGAGAAGACAGGAGAUGCAGGCGGACGAAUCUUUGAGCAGAGUUUCGAUUUUCUUGUUCUGUUUUCUUUUGUUGUGCCUUGUUGUAUUUUGAUCUUUAUUUCAAAUCAAGAACUCCUCUCCCUAGUUUGUAAUUUGUAUACACUGUACAGUAAUGACAUAAUUAAAAUGAUAAAUUUUUGCC
Erythranthe guttata (spotted monkey flower) is the source of this 814-nucleotide messenger RNA. RefSeq names its product E3 ubiquitin-protein ligase RMA1H1-like. The record is from RefSeq and is a predicted model, not a curated record. Gene Ontology annotation, molecular function: metal ion binding; ubiquitin protein ligase activity. Gene Ontology annotation, biological process: ubiquitin-dependent protein catabolic process. Lineage: Eukaryota; Viridiplantae; Streptophyta; Magnoliopsida; Lamiales; Phrymaceae. Gene Ontology annotation, cellular component: endoplasmic reticulum.